Messenger RNA from Drosophila erecta, 608 nucleotides. RefSeq lists its product as uncharacterized. The record is from RefSeq and is a predicted model, not a curated record. NCBI's taxonomy places the organism in Eukaryota, Metazoa, Arthropoda, Insecta, Diptera, Drosophilidae. The transcript has a single exon. The coding region runs from base 30 to 278 and encodes 82 amino acids.
CAUGCUGCUUUAAUCAGACUGCGGUCAUAAUGCAAAACCGUUGGACGGCAGUUAAGUUUCUCCUUCUUCUAAUGGUGCCAGCCAUUCGGGGGAACCUGGACGGAUCCGGAAGAUGUGGGCCCUACGAGUGCCAUCUGAGCAAUCCGAUUUGCCGAUGUGAGUCCUUCUGCCAGGAGUUCACUCACCGGUGCUGGAAAAACCCAUCAGGAUGCCACUGUGCUAGGGGUUAUGCCCGCGACGAAGGUGGACACUGUGUGCCCCUAAUAUUGUGCGCCUGAUAAGAUUUACCAUCGAAUAUCACCAAAUAUAUCAAAUAUCACCUUCUAAUUCAUAUGUCAAGCAAUGUAAAACCAAUUUUACACGGUGCAAUAUAUAUAUAGACAGACGCAGUUUAAACAAGGAAAUAUGGGUAAUAAAACUAAUCGGGCGUAUUAUUAAAUAAACAGUUGCGCAAUACUGAUGUUUUUUGUUUGUCAUUUUACACAGAAAUAAUAUAGAUAUCUUUUCGAUAAUUUGCCUUUUAAUUUGUAUAUCACAAUCAUUUGAUUUGUGACAAUUAUAAAACCCAUAAAUAAAAAGUACAAAUAAAAUGCUUAACUCGAACAACA